AUGGCGCGACGUGUGAUAAGGAUAUCUUGCUGCUGCCCGAGCGCGAAGCUAAGAGUUUUUCCAGCUCUCUUUUUUGUACUCGGCGGAGUGCUCUGCCAAGUGCAAGUCAGCUUCAGCGCGCUUGCUCCCUCACAGACCAGCAGACGCUCCCAGGAUUUCCAGUAUCACUCCACGUCGAGCUCGUUUGAAGGAGGGACAACCGGAAGAGGACGAAGCGAAUACCGGACAUCGCCCAACACGUACAUUAUCUCUUCACAAGACAGGACAGAGGAACAAGAUACGCUCCGAAAGGCACUACUGCAGGAGCAAUUAGCCCAGCACUUGCGAUCUAUCGAGCUACCAAGGAGCCAUGCUUCUUCUUUGUCUCACAGUGCAGCAGCAACGACGACAGCAAGCCGCAAUCAGCAGAGGCCAGCAGCAGUAGACAGUGCAGUCCCUGGAAGGUCCACAGCUCCAGACAGCUACGAGCAAAACUACAUCGAGCGUGAGCCACAGUCCACACCGAUAUCACAGGCAGACUUGGAAGCACUGCAAGAAGCUUUAGAGGCCCACUUAGAGGAGCAGCUUGCAAGAGCAAGGCUGGAAGGCGCAAGGAUGGAGAGGGAGCGGCUCGAGAUGGAGGCAAACCGUGAAAGAUUACAAGCAUCUCAACGAGAACGACAAGAUGUGAAGCCGGCAUCGCGAGAGACAGUACAGCGAGGGCGCGUCGAAAGGCAAAUCCGAGGCUCAAAUUUGGCCGCUCAUCUGCCGCAAGACACAAGGCCUCGUUCAACAGAUGAACAAGAUCAACUUAGGCGAUCAAGAGGUCAACAAGAAGAAACGAUAGAUACAGCUAGGAUAGACAGACAGAGGCCCAUUACCCAACAGGCCCGUCAAACUUUACCAUCCACAGAUGGACAACGCUUGGAGAGUGUCAGACUUGAUGAAGAGGCACAAGAACGCGCAAGGAGACAGAGAGAUCAAGAAGCCCGAGAAAGGGAAAUAAUUCUUCAGCAGAAUCGCGAGGCAGUCAGGAUAAGCAGGCUGCGCUCAGUUGGUGACAGGGCCAGGAGAGAAGAACACGAAAACGCAACGCGAGACAGGCAACGCCUGGAAUCAGAGCAACGAGAACGCGAACGGAUGGAUGGUCGACUAACCAUGGAACAGCAGAUUGCCAGGGAAGUAGAACGUGCUGAACCAGCCCACCAGGGUCGUCUGGAUCGUGAUGUGGGGAAUCAAGCUCAGCACGCUCUUGAUCGUGUUCAAGACCACGCUAGCAGACAGCAGAGCAGUGGACGUCUCGACAGUGGGUUGUUAGACGAUAUCGUAACAAGAAUAGCUCGGCUGAGGAGCUACACGCAGCAGCGGGACCAGUUGCAGCAAGGACCCGGCAGACAAGAUCGAGACAGAGGACAGACGCAGCAAGUAGUAAGUAAUGUUCGUGAAGAUAACAUUGUAGAAGACAUUGAAAGCUUGUGGGAAUCAGUCAAUACAAUUCUGCCUAGCACACGCAACAGAAGCAACCUACAGGGAGGAGUAGCCCAGCAGCCUGCUAGCGGAACAAGAAUCAAUGGCGGAGUAACUACUCUCCAGGAGGUGACAGCAAAUGCAGGAGCAAGGCAGCCAAUUCACACGGACUACAGAGAGCCGUCACCGCGCCUGCAGGAUGCACCCACGAUCCAUUUGGGGCCCUUACCCAGCACUGCACGAGCGCAACCGAUACCUCCGCCGCUCGUAGCUUCGAAUGGCGGCAUAAUUCCCUCCAUUCCAGCUCUAGCUCCUAUGAAUAGUGGACUCCGCACUGAACCAGGAAGCCCGCCUGGUGGAGGAUUCAAUUUGCGCAACUACAGAAAUAGCAACCUCACGAUUUCCACGCCCAGCGAAGCCUCAGCUCGUCUUCUUUCUCUUGCUGAAAGCAUGGAAUCAGAAGUAAGAGAUGAGGGCAAAGGCACUGACAAAACUGACCUGAAGAGCGGUGAAAACCAAGGCGUGUCCAUCGGUGAUGGCAUCAACGGUGACUCCGUUUCGGAAACCAACGAUGGUCACACACCUCCUUCAUUUGAUGUCUCUCGCACACAAUCUCCUUCACUUCGCCCUCAGUCAGAGGUACAAAAGGUUCCAGAAAACAAUUUUCAAAGCGAUACAAGCAGUGAAGGUCAUCAGGAGAUCACAGCGAAUUCUGGGGAACCUGAAGAACCAUCAGCCACGGGGCGUCAGGAAAUGCAGCAGCCUUCCAACCCUCAAAAAUCACAGCUUGUCGCCAUGGAAAACGAACUCUCUAAGGCAGGAGCGCUGCCUGAAUGGGCGAAGCUGGCCACACUUGAGGAGAGUCAAGAAGAGCUAAAUAACUGGAUGAAGAAGGUGCUUCAGAAUAUCAACCGAAAUGACAGCAUUGCAUCUCUUGCUUCCCUGGUUGGACAUAUGAAUGAACAGGCUGCCCUAAUGCAGGAUGCCAACCUUACCAAACAACAAAGUAUGCCCGUAGCGGAAUCCGCUAGAAACGCAGAUACCACAGCAGGAACAGGUCAAGAAUCGUCCAAAGCAACAGCACCUGCCCAAGAAGAUGGUGCAAUGUCGGUCGGUAUUGAUAUCGGCAAGAGCAGUGCUUUGCGCUCACUGGCUGGCAUCAGGAAAAGAACAAGGUAUCAUAGUCAAGACAGCAAUGAGUCUUUUGCGGAUGCAGAAGAGGACUUAACUAAUGAAUUUCCUGUUGUUCAGCUCAGCACUUCGUCGUCACGCGCACCUCCCCCCGGACCACAGGUGCCGUGGUCAGGGGCUUUGCGACCUAGCGCGACAAGCGGCGAUUCAGCUGGCCGCCAUCGGGCUAGCGAUGGUGCAGACUAUCCAAACACGCCGUACAGGACCUACAUGUACUACCCCGACCCUUUUAGCAGUCCUUAUAGCACCCAUUCCUACAGGGAGGAUUAUGGGACGACGUACAAUAAUUUGUACUACCACGACGUCUCCCCCAAGAAAGUUUUGAGCUGGCGGGAGUAUAUGAGGCGGAAAGAGGAAAAGAGAGCACAGGAACAGCGGCAGGCAGAAGAACGGAGGGAGCCUACUAUUGGUGUCAUAGAGACAGCGAGUACCCAAGAACUCGGGAUCAUCCCACCCGUAGGCCGCAGAAGUGGUAUACGCUCAUCUUAUAGCACCUCAUCCUCUCAGCGCCAGCGCAGCUCCACGUCACAAGCGACCAGUUUGGCUACGCCCACAGCAUCUCAGAGCUCGUUGAGUCGAACCCGCGUUUCCUUUACCCCGUACAGCUCGAUUAGUGCCACACAGAGCGCCUCUACGCCAACACGCCGCUACUGA
Eimeria tenella is the source of this 3291-nucleotide messenger RNA. RefSeq lists its product as uncharacterized. Bases 1 to 3291 code for a protein of 1096 amino acids. NCBI's taxonomy places the organism in Eukaryota, Apicomplexa, Conoidasida, Eucoccidiorida, Eimeriidae. The transcript has a single exon. The record is from RefSeq and is a predicted model, not a curated record.